AAUCGGUACCGGAACUAUGUCGUCAGAAGAAGAUAGUGUUGAAAAUUUAUCAUUUUCAGCUAAAUGUAAUGGAAAUAAUGAGCAGUUUAGGAAGCAAGUUGAAUUACAAAGGCUUAGAAAUCAAGCACAGGCCUUGCAGAGAGACAUUAAAGAAAAGCUAACAGACGAACUUGAUGCACUUUUUGAACAGUUUAUAACUGAUGUAGAACAGUAUGAACGACUGGAAGAACAAAACCAAAACUAUGUCUUCAAAAGAUCUAUUUCUGCAAGAUGUCGAACUAACUUAAAAGAUAAAUACAGAAAGAAAGAUGGAGAGCUUCCAGACAAAGUCUUUUUACCAAGGAGAUCAGUCCUGACAGAGUUGUUUGAGAUAAGCCAUAUAAAGACCAUCUACCACAUGUUUGUUGCCAUACUCAUUGUGUUUUGUCUCAACACAUUUGUCUAUGACAUAGUUCAUGAAGGAAGAAUAAAUCUAAACUUUGAGAUGAUGCAGUGGGCAUUAGGAAAGAAAUCCAAGGUGAUGGAAUUAUGGGUCAUGAUGCAGUUGAGUACUCUAGUCAUUGUCUAUCCUAUGUUCUAUUACUGGGCCAAUAACAGACCUGCAGGACCAGCAAAAUGGAUAGAUUAUGUGGUUUUGUCUUUCUAUAUUGCAUUUAUGUUAGCUUUUCUUGUAUUACCUGUAAAUUACAUUGUGGAAAAUGCUCUACCUCCUGCCUCAACUGUUAUUAUAGCAUGUGAACAGCUAAGGUUGAUAAUGAAGAUGCAUUCAUUUGUGAGGGAAAAUAUACCAAGAGUUUUGAAUUUUAACAACAAAAAAGAUGAUGACAGUCCAAGUGAAGAGGUCAUUUGUCCUGAUUUCUCCAAAUAUUUAUAUUUUCUGUUUGUACCAACCCUCAUAUACAGAGAUGAUUAUCCACGGACAAAAACAAUAAGAUGGAAUUAUGUUGUAACAAACUUUGGUCAGGUGAUUGGAUGUUUGUUCUUUAUUUACUAUAUAUUUAUGAGAUUUUGUGUGCCAUAUUUCCACAACUUUAACCAGGAGCAUGUUACUCCAGAGUUAUUGGUGAUGACUGUGUUUGGUUGUAUGUUACCAGGGACACUUGUUUUAUUUAUAGGAUUUUUUGCAAUUCUUCAUUCCUGGUUUAAUGCCUUUGCAGAGAUGUUAAGAUUUGCAGAUAGAAUGUUCUAUAAGGAUUGGUGGAAUUCUACAUCUUUUUCAAACUACUACAGGACAUGGAACGUGGUUGUACAUGAUUGGUUGUAUACAUAUGUCUAUAAAGAUGUGUGUAGGGUUAUAGGUAGAGGUAACAAGCCAGCAGCCAUGGCCUGUGUAUUUGUAUUCUCUGCUAUUUUCCAUGAGUAUGUUCUGGUGUUGUGUUUUAACUUCUUUUACCCUGUACUGCUGGUUAUGUUUGCUGGAGCUGGCUUUGGUUUUAUGUUCCUGACAGAUAAAGGUGUAUCUAGAAGUUGGAAUGUAUUUCUAUGGGUAGCACUAUUCACAGGAACUGGAUUGUUGAUGUGUUUGUAUAGUAUGGAAUGGUAUGCCAGAAUUAACUGUCCAGUUAACACAGACAACAUCUUUGAUAAACUGAUUCCCAGAUCAUGGACCUGCAAUUUUGAAGCCAUGGAAAAUAAUUUGAAGUCACCAUAGUUUUGGAUCAACAGUUCUAAUGAACAAUUGAAUGCUCAAAACCGAGUUGGAGAUUUUUACUCAGGAUUCUCUCUAUGUCUGCAUAAAGAUAUACUGUCAUGGGACCAGUGUUUUCCAUUAGAUCAAGUAUCAUAUUUCUGUUAAACAAAUGUUUUAUGUAAUGAUGGUGAAGGUCAACAUGACCUUUAACAUUAAUCUUUUGAUUUAUUAUUCUAGCUGAUACACAACUUUUUGUGGCAUUUGAGCAUUAAAACUGAACAAUAGUCUCUUCUAUGAAAAAGCACAUAAGAUUAUCUUUCACUUUUCCAUAUUGUGAUGUAAUUUACAGGAACCUUUUUUUUUUUUUUACUUUUUGUUUUUGUUUGAAGUCAUUUAAAAAUUGUAUACUAUUUGAAAGAAUCUGAAUUCAAGUCUAAAUAGUUACAUAGUCUACAGAAUUGGGAUGUUCACUUUAACAUAUACAUCGUUUUUAGUACUUAAUCCAUUGUAACACAACAAUCCAUAAGUGAUCCAUUGGUGAUUUAUUUUAUUUUAUUCAAUGAUUCAUUUGUACUCAAAUAAGACUUAUGUAAAAAACUUAUUACACUGCCAAAUUAUGGUAAGACUAGCAUUAUAACAUUUUUCGUUCAGUUAAUCAUUUGAUGUAUAUUUUUGAGAAUAUCUGUAUGCUCAUGUCUUUAUGUUGUUUAUAACUGGGGAUUGUAGAUGUAUUGGGUACAAUUAGUGACUGUUUUUAGCUCACCUGGCCCAAAGGGCCAGGUGAACUUUUCUCAUCACUUGGCGUCCAUCGUCCGUAGUCGUCGUCGUUAGCUUUUUACAAAAAUCUUCUCCUCUGAAACCAUUGGGCCAAAUUUAACCAAACUUGGCCACAAUCAUCAUUAGGGUAUCUAGUUUAAAAAAUGUGUCCGAUGACCCUGCCAACCAACCAAGAUGGCCGCCAUGGCUAAAAAUAGAACAUAGGGGUAAAAUGUAGAUUUUGGCUUAUAUCUCUGAAACCAAAGCAUUUAGAGUAAAUCUGACAUAGGGUAAAACUGAUUAUCAGGUCAAGAUCUAUCUGCCCUGAAAUUUUCAGACAAAUUUGACAACCUGUUGUUGGGUUGCUGCCCCUGAAUUGGUAAUUUUAAGGAAAUUUUGCAGUUUUUGGUUAUUAUCUUGAAUAUUAUUAUAGAUAGAGAUAAACUGUAAACAGCAAUAAUGUUCAGCAAAGUAAGAUCUACAAAUAAGUUGUCAUGACCAAAAUUAUCAGUCGACCCCUUUAGGAGUUAUUGCCCUUAAUAGUCAAUUUUUAACAAUUUUUUGUAAAUUUUUGUAAUCUUUUACAAAAAUCUUCUUCUCUGAAACUACUGUGACAAAUUUAACCAUACUUGGCCAUAAUCAUUAUUAGGGUAUCUAGUUUAAAAAAUUUGUCCGAUGACCCCGCCUUCCAACCAUCAUGGCCGACUUGGUUAAAAAUAGAACAUAGGGGUAAAAUGCAGUUUUUGGUUUAUAUCUCUGAAACUAAAGCAUUUAGAACAAAUCUGACAGGUGGCAAAAAUGUUUAUCAGAUUUAGAUUAAUCUGCUCUGAAAUUUUCAGACGAAUCCGACAACUCGUUGUUGGGUUGCUGCCCCUGAGUUAGUAAUUUUACAAAAAUUUUGCAGUUUUUAUACGACCGCAAAAAUUUUUGCGGUCGUAUAUUGGUAUGACGUUGUCGUCGUCGUCGUCCGGCGUCGUCCGAAGACACAUUGGUUUUCGCACUCUAACUUUAGUUUAAGUGAAUGGAUCUCUAUGAAAUUUUACCAUAAGGUUCAAUACCACAAAAGAAAGGUUGGGAUUGAUUUUGGGGGUUAUGGUACCAACAGUUAAGGAAUUAGGGGCCAAAAAGGGGCCAAAAAUAAUAACUUCCAGACAUAACUUGUGUGUUAGUGUAUGGAUCUCUCUGACAUUGUACCACAAGGUUCCAUAUCACAAAGGGAAUGCUGGGGUUGAUUUUGGGGGUAAUUGCCUCAAAAUAUUAGGAAUUAGGGGCCAAAAAAGGGGCAAAAAACAAGCAUUUUUCUAGUUUCAUGACAAUAACUUGUGUGAAAGUGUAUGGAUCUUUCUGAAAUUGUACUACAAGGUUCCAUAUCACAAAGGGUAAGCUGGAAUUGAGUUUGGGGGUAAUUGCCCGAAACGUUUAGGAAUAAGGGGCCAAAAAACACAUUUUUCUAGUUUCCAGACAAUAACUUGUGUUCAAGUGUAUGGAUCUCUCUGAAAUUGUACCACAAGGUUCCAUAUCACAAAGGGAAAGCUGGAAUUGAUUUUGGGGGUAAUUGCCCGAAACGUUUAGGAAUAAGGGGCCAAAAAACACAUUUUUCUAGAUUCCAGACAAUAACUUGUGUUCAAGUGUAUGGAUCUAUCUGAAAUUGUACUGCAAGGUACCAUACCACAAAGGGAAGGCUGGGAUUGAGUUUGGGGGUGAUGAAUCAUAAGGGGGUUCAAAAAAUUGGGGGGGGGGGUUUUUUUUUUUUCCUUUUUUUUUCUUUUAAAAUUUUCCAUUUUAAGUUGGUUAUUUCUGAUUUAUAUUUAAAAGCAAAUAAUAAUGAUAUGGUAGGAGAUACACACCAAACAGGAUGUGUAAAUUAUUAUAUAAUAAGUAUUGUGCAAUAGCAAGAAAUUUUCAAUUGCACAGUAUUGCACAAUAGCAAGAAAUCUUCAAUUGCACAGUAUUGCGCAAUAGCAAGAAAUCUUCAAUUGCACAGUAUUGCGCAAUAGCAAGAAAUAUCCAAUAGCACAAUAUUGCGCAAUAGCAAGAAAUUGUCAAUUGUGCAGUAUUGCGCAAUAGCAAGAAAUAUUCAAUUGCACAGUAUUGUGCAAAAGAAGAUACUUCGUAUUAAUUGCUUAUUUCUUGACCAAUUUCAAUGGGGUUUUAUUCUUGAAUUCUUGGGGUUCUUUAAUAUGCUGAAUCUAACCGUGUAUUAAGUUUUUGGAUUUUGGGCCCCGUUUUUAAAUUGGUCCACAUUGAGGUCCAAAGGGUCCAAAAUUAAACUUUGUUUGAUUUCAUCAAAAAUUGAAUUAUUGGGGUUCUUUGAUAUGCCGAAUCUAACCGUGUAUUUAGAUUCUUAAUUUUUGGUUCCGUUUUCAAAUUGGUCUACAUUAAGGUCCAAAGGGUCCAAAAUUAAACUAAGUUUGAUUUUAACAAAAAUUGAAUUCUUAGGGUUCUUUGAUAUGCUGAAUCUAAACAUGUAUUUAGAUUUUUGAUUAUGGGCCCAGUUUUCAAGUUGGUCCAAAUCGGGGUCCAAAAUUAAACUUUGUUUGAUUUCAACAAAAAUUGAAUAUAUGGGUUCUUUGAUAUGCUGAAUCUAACCAUGUAUUUAGAUUUUUGAUUAUGGGCCCAGUUUUCAAGUUGGUCCAAAUCGGGGUCCAAAAUUAAACUUUGUUUGAUUUCAUCAAAAAUUGAAUUCUUGGGGUUCUUUGAUAUGCUGAAUCUAACCAUGUAUUUAGAUUUUGGAUAUUGGACCAUAAUAGGUGAAUGUCCAAUUUAAAAUUUUUAAGUUCUUAGACCACAUUCAUUCUGUGUCAGAAACCUAUGCUGUGUCAAAUAUUUAAUCACAAUCCAAAUUCAGAGCUGUAUCAAGCUUGAAUGUUAUGUCCAUACUUGCCCCAACUGUUCAGGGUUUGACCUCUGCGGUCGUAUCAAGCUGCGCCCUGCGGAGCAUUUUAUUUGUUAUUAUCUUAGAUAUCAUUAUAAUAUCUAAUAUAUUAUACUAUUAAUUAUGAUUUUAACCUUAUUUUACAUGAUUUCCAAAGCAUCAGUAAAUACAGGUGAGCGAUACAGGCUCUUGAGAGUCUCUAGUUUGUCAUUGUUUUUGUAAAUAUUUACUUUUAUCAGUAUUGUUUGCUUUUCAUUGUAAUAGUCAAGUGUGAUGCAUAAUUCAAAUGGUCUGCAUUCUAGAUUAAAGGCAAUAAGAUAUUUAUAUAAAAUACUGAUAUUUAAUAUUAGUAGUCAGCUACUUAUAAAAUGAGAGAUUUAUGAAUAUGUAUAAGGUGUAAACAGAUAACAUGUUAUAAUGUGACAAAACUGUUACCAUGACAACAAUUUAAAAAAUAUUGUUUCUCUUUCUUGUACUGUCUUCUUGAAAUAAAGCACAUAACAUUCUCAGAUGGUCCAUUCCUGGUUAAAAUGAGUAAGGCUACAUAGAACAAAAUAAAAGAGGAAACUACUUCAGACAUUUUUGUAAACUGACAUUUGAUUUUAUUUGACUAGGUUUAAAGGAUCAAUAAGGCAAAUUUAGGAUGUUAUUUAUAGUAUUUUGACAGAUUACAAUGUUACCGAAUAUAGUAAAGCACAAAUAUGAAAAUCCACAACAAAUACACAGUGGCUGGUUUUAUUUAAUUCUUCAUAUUGUGGUUUUUCCACCCUCAUUGAUAUUGAAUUUUCAAUUUUGGUUUGUUAAUUUCAUGUCAUUUCCAAAUAAUACUUGGAAUUAAAGGAAUUUUAUACUGUUUAUAUUUUGGUGCUAAUUUGUGUUUAAAUUAUAUCACUUCAAAUGGACAUGUCAGUUUUUACUGAAAUCACUUCAAGGAAUAUGUAAUCUAUCUUUCGUCCCUCUUUUCUACACAAAGACAUUUAUAUGAAAUUCAAGGAGUCAACUAAACUUAAAAAAAAAAAAUGAAUGCCAAACUAUGUUUUAGGCAAAGGAUACUUUACUCAUUAACACUUUAACAAGUAAGCUUUAUGUAGAUGUAUGAUUUGAUUAGAACAACCAAUGUUAAUUGAAGACCUGGUUGUUUUGUUUUUAUUUCCAAUUGCGAAUACUUGGGGGAAAAAAAAGAAGAAUUGCAAAUAAUACUGUCAUCAAAUCAGUUAUUCAGAAAUCACCUUUUAUUAAUGUUUUUAUUCGAUUGCAGUAACAUUUUGACAUAGUUUUGUACUUGUGUGGUGUUCAUUGUGUAUCUCUAGUCAUGAAAUUACAUCUGAAUUACUGUUUUAAAAAUAGUAGACCAUUCAUCUUCAAGAACUCAUAUUAAAGUACCUAGUAUUGUUUUAUUUUUGUUUUUGUCAGUUAAACAACUGCCUCUUGUCAAAGAAAUGACAUUUGGAAUGACUAGGUUGUAAAAGAUACUGAUUACAAUUUUACUAAGAUUAUGUACAUAAAUUUAUUAGUGAUGUAUUCAAUUGAAAUUUGAUUUAUGUAUUAUGAAGUUCUUGGUGAUGUUUAUGCAUGUAUAAACUGUUUUAUGCUUGACUUUUAUCUUAUGUGUGCAAUAUUGUUAUAAUAACCACUAGAGAAUUAUAUUUUUGUAUUUAUGAAAUGAUCUCUUUAUCAUAUACCACUUCUUCAUUGUUUUAUGACUUGCAUCAGAACCUUACAGACGAGGAACAAAUGUAACAAAUUAUUAUAAUUGCCUAUUGUCUCAGUGUACAUGUAUGUUUAAAAUUACAUAUUAUUGGUCUUCCUUCUGCCUGUAUCACUCUGCUUGGCUCUCAAAAAAAUUGAAUGCCACAGCUCUGUGAUGUCAAAUACAUUGAUCCAGCCUUAAUAUCUUUGAACCAGACUUAUUGUAGACGUUCAUAAGUUUGACACAAACUGAUCAAAUCUUUUUAGCUGGUUUGCUGCUGAAACAAAGAAGACAAAACAUGCAAAUACAGUCAAAAAAAGGGUUAUCAGAUGUUUGUCAUAUUAAUAUUGUAAAAUAUCAUCUGCUUGACACAAUAUGAAGCCUUUUUGAACUCAUAUGUUGGGCUCACUAUAUAAAGCCUUUUUGAACUCAUAUGUUGGGCUCACUUCAUAUUGUGAUUCACAGCUGAUAUUUACAUCACUAAUAUGCAGAACACCUGAUUAAUCAGUACCUUUAAUGUAAAACUGGUUGUAAUUUCAAUCAGACAAUAUUAAAAAAAUCAUUAUAUCCAUUCAUUAUAGAUUCUGGUUGUAUUCUCCACACAUUUGUCAUCAAUACCAAAUAAUGAAGUGCUCAUUAUUUUUCAUGUUAGUUUUAGAUAACCUGAUUAUUAAAUUUACACCAAGAUAUGGUUAACUCAAAAGAAUAGAUUUUCAAUGAUUCAGGAGGAACAAUUUGAUCUUAUUUUAUGGUCAAGUAUAAUAAAUACAGGAUAUCCAAUUACAUUUAAUGACAUCUUAGUGUAAAUACAAAUACAAUAGAAUUAUUUAAAUAAUGGAUACAUUUUCUGUGUAAAAACCUGAAUAAUUAUUGAAUGGAAAUUUGCCUUGUUUUGUUUUCAAAAUGAUUUUUUUGUCUCAAAUGUCUCACAAAAGGAUUCUAAUCCAGUGACGACAUCAACUUUUUGUAUAAAGCUUUAUAUUUAAGAAGGUAGAAGACUUCAUAUCUUGUAUACAGAUACCUCUUAUCUCAAGUUUGUGUUGUUGAUAUGACAGUUGUCCUUGCCCUCAUUUCACGGUUGAGUAACUGCUUAAUAAUCAAGUUUGUUACUAUGUGAUUUUUUUCACUUAUUAUGAGUGACAGGCCAACUAUAUUUGGUAUAUAGAAUCAUUGCAAGGUAUCCAUGUCAAUCAGGCAGGUUUCAUCUGACUUUAACCUCAUUCUCAUUGUCCACUGGUCAAUGUUAAGUUUUCAAUGCUGGGUCUGUUUCUCAUAUACUAAACACAAUAGGUCAACUAUAACUAUAUUUGGUGUAUGGAAUGGUUGUAAGGUGUACAUGUCCAUGUAGUAUAGCAAAUGUUAAGUUUCUGUGAUACCUGUUAUAAAACAUUUUUCUUAAAGACAUCAUAAAUUCAAUCAUGAUCAAUAAAGCAAGUGAAACAAUUCAGUUUGAACACUUGUUUUUCUGACUAAAUACUGAAAAGUCAUGAAAUAUUGUUUUCAAUGAAAAUAGUGCAACCAAUAUAAUAAAGAGUUUAAUCUAUAUAUUAUAUAUAUAGGUUCCAUAGUGAUAAUAUUAAAACAGAGAGAAUUUAAAUGAUGUAUAAUUACACAGGAACUUUUUUAUAUUGCUGCUUAAUGUUAAAUGACUGUCUUCCAUGAAUAUUUUGUUACAAAAAGGUACAUUAUAACAAUUCAGUGCUGUUUUCAUUAGACUAUUUUCUCAAUAAUACAUGUAUACCUAUUUUUCAUGAAUAAAAAUUAUAUACAAAAUU
Molecule: messenger RNA, 8726 nt
Organism: Mytilus californianus (California mussel)
Lineage: Eukaryota; Metazoa; Mollusca; Bivalvia; Mytilida; Mytilidae
Product: sterol O-acyltransferase 1-like
Exons: 16
Coding region: 17-1651 (544 amino acids)
Biological process (GO): cholesterol metabolic process
Cellular component (GO): endoplasmic reticulum membrane
Source: RefSeq, a predicted model, not a curated record